CCGGUUCGGAGAGGCGGAAACGGCAGAGUGGUUGGGUGGCAGCGAAGGCUUUCCUUAGGGAGUAAAGAACUAAACGUUCUUUCUACAAAUGGCUCAACAAGUACCUGAAUCAAUCAACUUCCCUACUGAAGAGGAGAAAAUCCUAGAACUAUGGAAAUCUCUUGACUGUUUCCAAGAAUGUUUAAAGCAGUCCAAAAACCGCCCAAGAUACACUUUCUAUGAUGGGCCUCCCUUUGCAACGGGUCUCCCUCACUAUGGGCACAUCUUGGCCGGCACUAUUAAGGACAUUGUUACUAGAUUUGCUCACCAAAGUGGCUUUCAUGUAGAGAGAAGAUUUGGCUGGGAUUGCCAUGGAUUGCCAGUGGAAUAUGAAAUUGACAAGACGUUGGGAAUAAAGGGACCAGAGGAUGUGGCCAAAAUGGGCAUUGCUGAAUAUAACAAGCAGUGUCGUGGGAUUGUGAUGAGAUAUUCUCAGGAAUGGGAGAUCAGUGUGACAAGGCUGGGCCGCUGGAUUGACUUCAAAAAUGACUACAAGACGCUCUACCCAUGGUUCAUGGAGACUGUUUGGUGGGUGUUUAAACAGCUUUAUGACAAAGGACUAGUGUAUCGAGGUGUUAAGGUCAUGCCAUUCUCUACUGCCUGCAACACUCCUCUCUCCAACUUUGAGUCCCACCAGAACUACAAGGAUGUCCAGGAUCCCUCUGUCAUUGUCACCUUUCCAUUGCUUGAUGAUUCAGGUGUAUCUUUAGUGGCAUGGACAACAACUCCCUGGACCCUGCCCAGCAACUUGGCCCUGUGUGUUAACCCAGAGCUGAUCUAUGUUAAGUUGAAAGAUAAAUCCAAUGGAAAUGUGUAUAUACUGAUGGAAGCCAGGCUGUCUGCUCUGUACAAAGCUGAAAAUGAAUAUGACAUUUUGGAAAGAUUUCCUGGCAAUAACCUCAAAGGAAAAAAAUACAAACCACUGUUUCCCUACUUUGAGAAGGCAUCAGAAAGAGGAGCAUUUACAGUUGUGACUGAUAACUAUGUGAAGUCUGAAGAAGGCACAGGAGUGGUGCACCAGGCACCUUACUUUGGAGCUGAUGAUUACAGAGUCUGUAUGGAUUUCAAUAUCAUCCAGAAGGAUUCAGUUCCUGUGUGCCCAGUUGAUGCAUCUGGCUGUUUCACCAAGGAAGUGACUGACUUUGCAGGACAGUAUGUCAAGGAUGCUGAUAAAAACAUCAUAAAGCUGCUGAAGGAGCACGGGCGAUUGGUGCACAGCAGCUCAUACAAACACAACUACCCUUUCUGUUGGAGGUCAGAUACACCUCUUAUUUACAAGGCUGUUCCCAGCUGGUUUGUACGAGUUGAACACAUGGUUGAUAAACUUCUUCAGAACAACAGUCAGUGUUACUGGGUGCCUGAGUUUGUGAGGGAGAAGCGCUUUGGGAACUGGCUGAAGGACGCACGUGACUGGGCCAUUUCCAGGAACCGUUACUGGGGAACCCCCAUCCCUCUGUGGGUCAGCGAGGACUUUGAAGAGGUUGUAUGUGUGGGAUCUCUGGCUGAACUGGAGGAACUAACUGGCACGAAAGUCACAGAUCUGCACAGGGAGAGCGUGGAUCACCUCACUAUUCCAUCACGCCGCGGGAAAGGUUCCCUGCGACGCGUGACAGAGGUGUUUGAUUGCUGGUUUGAGAGCGGUAGCAUGCCUUAUGCACAGGUGCACUACCCAUUUGAGAACAGGAGAGAGUUUGAAGAUUGUUUCCCUGCUGACUUUAUUGCGGAGGGUAUCGAUCAAACCAGGGGGUGGUUCUACACCCUGUUGGUGCUUUCCACUGCUCUCUUUGGGCAGCCUCCCUUCAAGAAUGUUAUAGUGAAUGGGCUGGUGCUGGCCAGCGAUGGGCAAAAGAUGAGCAAAAGUAAGAAGAACUACCCUGACCCAAUGCAAGUGAUAAACAGCUACGGAUCCGAUGCACUCAGGCUGUACCUGAUAAACUCCCCAGUGGUUAGAGCUGAAAACUUGCGCUUUAAAGAAGAUGGUGUCCGGGAUGUGCUCAAAGAUGUCUUCCUUCCCUGGUACAACGCCUACCGCUUCUUAAUGCAGAACAUCUACAGGCUGCACAAGGAAGAAAACAUUCACUUCUUAUUUAAUGAGAGCACCAAGCAGCAAAGCAACAACAUCAUGGACCAGUGGAUAAUCUCCUUUACUCAGUCUUUAGUGCAGUUCUUUAAGGCUGAAAUGUCUGCCUACAGAUUAUACACAGUGGUCCCACGGCUUGUUAAGUUUGUUGAUAUGCUCACAAACUGGUACGUGCGCAUGAACCGCAGACGGCUAAAAGGUGAGAGUGGUACAGAAGAUUGCCAAAUGGCUCUGGAAACCUUGUUCAGUGUCCUUUUCUCCAUGUGCAGAUUAAUGGCUCCAUUCACACCAUUCAUCACUGAGAUGAUGUACCAAAAACUGAGACUGUUAAUAGAUCCGUCUUCUAUGCAGGAUAAGGACACAAAGAGCAUCCACUAUCUAAUGCUGCCCACAGCCAGGGAGGACUUGAUUGACAAAAAGAUUGAGAGUGCAGUAUCACGCAUGCAGUCUGUUAUUGAGUUAGGAAGAGUCAUCCGUGACCGUAAGACCCUUCCUGUUAAGUACCCACUGAAGGAAGUGAUAGUCAUACAUCAAGACUCUGAAGCCCUAGCGGAUAUCAAAUCUCUGGAAAAAUACAUUAAAGAGGAACUUAACGUUAAACAAGUUACAGUUUCCACGAACAAAGACAAGUAUGGAAUUCGGCUGAGGGCAGAGCCAGAUCACAUGGUACUUGGAAAGCGGUUGAAAGGGGCUUUCAAAACAGUUAUGGCUGCGAUUAAAGAACUGAAGAGCAAUCAGUUAGAAGAAUUUCAGAAGACUGGUUCCAUAGUUGUGGAUGGUCAUGAGCUACAUGAGGAGGAUAUUAGACUUCUUUAUACUUUUGAUCAAGUGUCUGGAGAAGAUGCUCAUUUUGAAGCUCAUUCUGAUGCCCAGGUACUGGUCUUGCUAGACGUUACACCAGACCAGUCCAUGGUGGAUGAAGGUGUAGCUAGAGAAGUGAUUAACCGCAUCCAAAAGCUAAGGAAAAAGGGAAAUUUGGUUCCAACUGAUGAGAUCACCAUUUACUACCAAUCACUCCCAGAGGGAAAUUACCUACAGUCUGUUAUUGAGAGACACACUGACUUCAUUCUAGCCACCGUCAAGUCUCCUCUGAAACCUUACCCAGUGCCGCCAUCUAGCAAUGUCGUUAUAAAGGAGAAGACACAGCUGAAAGGGUCUGAUUUAGAAAUUACUCUGGUCAGAGGGUCGCCACAGCCUGUUGCUGGAGAUUCUGGUCCUGCCUGUGCCUAUGUCAAUCUGAGAAUAUCUGUAAAUGGCACAGAACAAAAUGGUUGCCUACUACUAGAGAAUCCUAAAGGUGAUGCAUUAUCUAAACUGGCUGAGCUAAAAGCUGCUGUCUGCAACAUAUUCCACCUGAGCCCCCAACUUAGCAUGUACUGUGACAGAACAGAGCUCCGGAAUGACUGCAACCUUUUAAGUCUUAGUGGGAAAACCCUGCAUGUUUCUUCUGCAUCACCUGCAGAGGUAUCUCCUGAUGGAAGCCAGCUGCUGUGUCAGUAUAUCAAUCUUAGGCUAUUAAAUGAAGAGAGGCAAGGAACACUACUGCUGGAAAACCCUAUUGGUCAGAAUGGUCUGACGUGCUCUGGUUUGUUCCAUGAAGUAGCUAAAGUUUUCGGGCUUAGAAGCAGACGGUUUAGAUUGUUUUUAGACUCGGCACUAAAUGAAGAGUUGAAGCCGGGUACAGCUCUGUCAAGCCUUAAUCAGAAGACCCUUUACGUGCAGGUCCUUCCUACUACAGCUGAGUGUUAGCGGGUCUCUUCCCUAUCUGAACUCCUUUGCUCUUGCCACUGAGCUGUUCUAAUGGAAUCCAACAUGCACACUCCCUGUAUCCUCACAGGAACCAAGAGAACAGCAAAACAGCUAUCCAUGUGCUGCCCAGACAUCUGAGAAUUUCCCAAUGUAACAAUGGAAUAGUAGUGCCUAAGGCGACACCUCGUCUUGGGGUGCUGGUGGCUUUGUGCUUAUCCUUAUUCACUCAAUAAAAUCAGCAGUGCAGGCAGGGACACUAUGACGACAUCCUGCCCAUCCUACUACUGCCCACUCUGUGCCCAGUCUUCCUUGUAUUUUACACUAAAUAGCCCGUACAGUACAAGUGGCUUAUUGUGUGCAUACUGUGUAACCUUAAUGCAUAUAUAUUGCAUUUAUAUAGGCGAAUGGCAUCUUUGCUUGUCAGAGCUCUCGAGCAUUCUUUCUAGAUCUUAAAUUAACAGUGUAAUCUAGUGAUUGAAAUAUAUAGCGAUUAUCCUGUCUGUGGAGAAUGCAUCAUCCAAGGCAAAUCAUAUUGGCAGCUUCUGCCAAUAAACUAUAAAGAGAGCUGUGCAUACAACAAGCUUUGUACGUAGACAUUUAAUGUAAAAGAAGUGAAAAAUAAGAACUAGUUUCUACCCGGAGCUUCCAAAAUGUCAGGUCUGGGACAGUGUUAUUUAUUAGCUAAGUUUUAACCAUUUGUCUGCAAAAUUCUCUUUGAUCUAUAUGUAUUUUGGAACUGGAUUCUUCAUAGCACUUUUCAGCAAUUAAAGUGUCUUUCAAAUGAAA
This is a messenger RNA of Xenopus tropicalis (tropical clawed frog), 4654 nucleotides long. It is a transcript of the gene iars1, whose product is annotated as isoleucyl-tRNA synthetase 1. The coding region runs from base 89 to 3868 and encodes 1259 amino acids. The record is from RefSeq and is marked provisional. NCBI's taxonomy places the organism in Eukaryota, Metazoa, Chordata, Amphibia, Anura, Pipidae. Gene Ontology annotation, cellular component: aminoacyl-tRNA synthetase multienzyme complex; cytosol. Gene Ontology annotation, molecular function: nucleotide binding; tRNA binding; isoleucine-tRNA ligase activity. Gene Ontology annotation, biological process: aminoacyl-tRNA metabolism involved in translational fidelity; isoleucyl-tRNA aminoacylation; tRNA aminoacylation for protein translation. The transcript is spliced from 34 exons.